Messenger RNA from Homo sapiens (human), 2887 nucleotides. RefSeq names its product phosphatidylserine decarboxylase (gene PISD). Lineage: Eukaryota; Metazoa; Chordata; Mammalia; Primates; Hominidae. Gene Ontology annotation, biological process: phospholipid biosynthetic process; phosphatidylethanolamine biosynthetic process; protein autoprocessing. Gene Ontology annotation, molecular function: phosphatidylserine decarboxylase activity. Bases 639 to 1766 code for a protein of 375 amino acids. The record is from RefSeq and is marked reviewed. The transcript is spliced from 11 exons. Gene Ontology annotation, cellular component: mitochondrial inner membrane; lipid droplet; cytoplasm.
AGACAAGAUGGCGACGUCCGUGGGGCACCGAUGUCUGGGAUUACUGCACGGGGUCGCGCCGUGGCGGAGCAGCCUCCAUCCCUGUGAGAUCACUGCCCUGAGCCAAUCCCUACAGCCCUUACGGAAGCUGCCUUUUAGAGCCUUUCGCACAGAUGCCAGAAAAAUCCACACUGCCCCUGCCCGAACCAUGUUCCUGCUGCGUCCCCUGCCCAUUCUGUUGGUGACAGGCGGCGGGUAUGCAGGGUACCGGCAGUAUGAGAAGUACAGGGAGCGAGAGCUGGAGAAGCUGGGAUUGGAGAUUCCACCCAAACUUGCUGGUCACUGGGAGGUAUGGAAGAACAUGGAAAUCCAUGGAGGAGGACCCUAUCUGUCUUCUUCCCCCUGCCGCAUCCCAGGGCUGUGGCUUGUCAUGUGGCACUUGCUUGGGCUGGAUCCAGCCCUGACCCUCUAUUCUGCACCCUGUGAGCCACCGAGACUGAACCAAACCCAGGAAGCGGCGCCACCAACCAGCCUCGCAGAGGCAGAGGCCCUGGAGCAGUGACAGCACAGGAGAUCUGCUGGCUCGGGGGAAGGGGAGGAAAGAGGAAAACAAAGGGAGUGAUCGAGUGAGCCUCGCCCCGCCCUCCCUGCGCCGGCCCAUGAUGUGUCAGUCAGAGGCGCGGCAAGGACCAGAGCUCCGCGCGGCGAAAUGGUUGCACUUCCCCCAGCUGGCCCUGAGGCGGAGGCUGGGGCAGCUGAGCUGCAUGUCCAGACCCGCUCUGAAACUGCGCUCCUGGCCCUUGACCGUCCUCUACUACCUCCUGCCCUUCGGCGCCCUCAGACCGCUCAGCCGGGUGGGAUGGAGGCCCGUAAGCAGGGUGGCUUUGUACAAGUCAGUGCCAACGCGCUUGCUGUCACGGGCCUGGGGUCGCCUCAAUCAGGUGGAGCUGCCACACUGGCUGCGCAGGCCCGUCUACAGCCUGUACAUCUGGACGUUUGGGGUGAACAUGAAAGAGGCCGCUGUGGAGGACCUGCAUCACUACCGCAACCUCAGCGAGUUCUUCCGGCGCAAGCUGAAGCCGCAGGCCCGGCCUGUCUGUGGCCUGCACAGCGUGAUUAGCCCAUCGGAUGGAAGGAUCCUCAACUUUGGGCAGGUGAAGAACUGUGAGGUGGAGCAGGUAAAGGGGGUCACCUACUCCCUGGAGUCGUUCCUGGGCCCGCGUAUGUGCACAGAGGACCUGCCCUUCCCACCAGCCGCGUCGUGUGACUCCUUCAAGAACCAGCUGGUCACCCGGGAAGGGAAUGAGCUCUAUCACUGUGUCAUCUACCUGGCCCCUGGGGACUACCACUGCUUCCACUCCCCCACCGACUGGACUGUGUCCCACCGGCGCCACUUCCCAGGCUCCCUGAUGUCAGUGAACCCUGGCAUGGCUCGCUGGAUCAAAGAGCUCUUCUGCCAUAACGAGCGGGUGGUCCUGACGGGGGACUGGAAACAUGGCUUCUUCUCACUGACAGCUGUGGGGGCCACCAACGUGGGCUCCAUUCGCAUCUACUUUGACCGGGACCUGCACACAAACAGCCCAAGGCACAGCAAGGGCUCCUACAAUGACUUCAGCUUCGUGACGCACACCAAUAGAGAGGGCGUCCCCAUGCGUAAGGGCGAGCACCUGGGCGAGUUCAACCUGGGCUCCACCAUCGUGCUCAUCUUCGAGGCCCCCAAGGACUUCAAUUUCCAGCUGAAAACAGGACAGAAAAUCCGCUUUGGGGAAGCCCUGGGCUCGCUCUAGAGUCUCUUUCCUGAUUAUGGCUGCUAAGGGAUCUUUUCCAAACAGAGUGAGGGUCUUUUCAAGAGGGAGGCCCAUGAGGCCAUCCAGGUAAGGGCCUGCCUCAGCGUGGUUGGGAGUCUGACCAGGUAGGACUUGAAUGAUUCGGCUACCACCUGUUCCAGAGGUGCAGACAAGAGGUGGCGAGAGCCCCCAUCAUGCCCCUCAACCUAUCCCGUUCCUUCUGCCUACAAAUAAAAAGUGCAGGCUGGAAUGAUCUCAGUCACAUUUGGAUCUUUUUAAACACUGUAUAGACGGAAGAGCCUGCAUUCCUGACCGAACCUUCAGUUGGUCUCGGUUGUCGUUUUUUCUUGCUGCUCCUCCCCCCAUCACCUGAGCUGUUUUCUGUUGGCCCCUUUUGUUUUUUGGCCUUAACGCUCCUGCUGCACAGGGUGAGGUGCCUCCUUGGCACAGACUGUGGAUGCCUCUCCCCCAGCAGAGCCACACAGCCUUCGUGACAACUGCUUUCCGUUCCCACAUUCACCUCAUCCUGCUCUUUAGAAAAAGCAGUCUUUGUGCUUGUGGCUGAACGCAUCACCCUGGACUCUGCUAGUGUCUUCUGAGGACACUGAUGACACUGAUUAAUGAUACAGACCUUUGCAGGACCUGAUGAGUGACCCUUCUGGAGCUGGCCAGGUCCUCUGCAGCAGGCAAGACCAAUCAAUCACUGAACCUGCCUCAUGGCACCAGAGUGAACAGGGCAGGCAGGUAGUAGGCCCAGCUGGGGAAAUGGGAGAGUUCCUGUCCCCCUCCACAUAUCCCUACAUGAAAUAUGGGAAAGUUGCUGCUAUUGAUUCAGGGUCUGUCUUGGAGGCAGAGGACCCUUGGUGGAUAGUUGGUCAGUGCCUGGAAAACCUGUCCCAGUUUAUCAGGAACGCAGGCCUGGGGAGCCCCCAGUGGCGGGGACAGGGCCAGAUUUCAUGUUGACCCUGGGGAUGCUGUGAAUUUCUCCUGCAGGAGAGACAUCAUUGAAUUUUUUCAACUGUAUCAGUAGCACAGUAUUUUUGUAUGAAAAGUGGGAGACUUCUGAACAGUAAUUCAUUUAAUUGCAAAGCAUUUUGAAAUAAAAAAAAUCAAACUUAAAA